AUGACCGCCUCAACGACGACGAUCAAGUUGCCUUCGAACGCGGCGCACCCCUUGCGCACGCAGCUCUUCAUCAACAACGAAUGGGUCGACAGUCUUUCAUCGCAAACGUUCUCCGUCCUCAACCCCGCGACCGCCCAAGAGAUCGCCCAAGUCUCGUCCGCUCAAAAGGAAGACGUCGACCUCGCCGUCCAAGCGGCACGCAAGGCCUUCAAAACGACCUGGGGCAAGAAUUGUUUGCCAGGCGAGAGGACGCGUUUGCUGAACAAGUUGGCCGAUUUGAUCGAAAGGGAUGCGCAGCUCUUGGGCGAGUUGGAGAGCGUCAACGGUGGGAAAGGUGUCAGGGUCGCGAGGGACUUUGACAUUGGCGAUUCGGUCGCUUGCUUGAGGUACUACGCUGGAUGGACGGAUAAGGUCGGUUACUACUAGGUCGCUUGCUCUUUGAUUCAUUAGUAAAUUUGGCUCGUGUAGCACGCUCUAACGAUGCAUUUCUGCUUGCCCAGAUCGCGGGCGAGACGAUCGAGGUGGCGCCGAGCAAAGUCGUCUACACCACCGCUGAUCCGAUCGGCGUCUGCGGACAAAUCAUCCCGUGGAACUGUGAGUCUGAGCGGAGCGAUUCUUUUUGCACAAAAUGGCCUGCUCACCCUCGCAUUGCUUGUCGAUCGAUUGCGCUACUAGACCCUAUUAUGAUGUGAGAAACUCCCCCGAGUCGAGUGUCUCUGAAAGUCCCAGGUAGCUAAAACAUUGCCAUCUCCACGCAGGUGGGCUUGGAAGGUCGGACCUGCACUGGCCGCAGGCUGCACGAUCGUCAUGAAACCUUCCGAGUUGACUCCUUUGACGGCCCUAGCGAUGUGUGAUCUCAUAGUCGAAGCAGGUUUCCCCGCUGGUGUGGUCAACUGUGUUCCUGGGCUCGGUGCCAGCGCUGGUGCGGCGAUCGCGAACCACAUGGGCAUUGACAAAGUAGCAUUCACUGGUUCAGUCCAAACGGGACGAACGAUCAUGGCAGCAGCGGCCCUCUCGAACUUGAAGAAGGUAACUCUAGAGUUGGGAGGCAAGUCACCGAACAUCAUCUUCUCCUCUGCCGAUCUGCAGCAAGCCGCGAACUGGUCCGCAAUGGGUGUCUUUUACAACUCGGGUCAAGACUGCUGCGCCGGCACGCGCCUCUAUGUCCAAGAAGACAUCUACGACGAGUUCAUGGGGAUCCUGGUUGAAAAGGCUCGAGCGUGUGCGAUUGGGGAUCCUCUCGACGAGACGACCAGCUUCGGUCCGCUCAUCUCGGCGGCCCAACGCGACAAGGUUCUCAAGUACAUCGAGUCCGGUGUCGAGGAAGGCGCCAAGGUCGCCACGGGUGGACAAAGAUGGCCCCAGAGCCAAGGAUUCUACGUCGAGCCGACCAUUUUGACCGAGUGUAACCCCAGCAUGAAGGUCGUCAAGGAGGAGGUAAGUCGUGGAGACGUCCGCUCUUCACCCACCCCAACUUCGCAACCGAACUGCGCUGCUGGGCCGCCGAGAUGGACGCAACUCUCUGAUCCAGAAUUCUCUCUCCUUUCCUCCUUGUUCCUCAAAUCUGCAUCCCCCUGCUCGUUGUCAUUUUCAUUCAUCGUUGUAGAUUUUUGGUCCGGUUCUCGUCGUCAGCAAAUUCAAAACCGAGGAGGAGGCCCUCGAGCUCGCAAACGACAGCGUAUACGGCCUCGGGGCGGCGGUGUUCACGAGUAAGUUGGCUCUCCGCCGCCAAGUGCUUUCCACCUGUCGUAGGGGUAUACACGAGAAACUGGCGCUUCGUAUGCCCUCUUUACUGCACCGCCUCAGGGCGGCAAGCCAUUGUUGAUGUCACGUGUCCACAUUCCCGGGGACAUUGGGUCUCAUGAUUCUCGGCGUUUCACCCCUAGCCGCUUUCAGUCUCGGCUUCGGGAAAAAGAGACUGAUUCGGUGCAUCGCUCACGUGUCGCUGUCCGCCGAAUCAUGCAGACGACGCUAAACAAUCGAUGCGAGUGGCCCACAAACUAGAAGCGGGCACCGUGUGGUGCAAUCUCUAUGGACUUCUCAGUGAGUACUGUCGGCCUACUGGCGAGACCGGUCUCACGGCGGGGCGGGAGCCACUGCAGGACGAGCCUGGGUGCGCCUAAUCCAGCCGGGGAACUUCUUGUGAUAUGAGCACUUCGGCCUCAGCCGCCGCGACAGGGGCUGGAAUUUUGCGCACGAGCCCGCGUCUCACUCGCAGGGGAACGCGACGAACGUUUCCGGCGCCGACUGAUUUCCGGCCCGAGAAUCGGAGAUGUGUUGUCGCGGUUGGGGCUGACCUCUCGGUGCUGUUUCCCAAGAUUCGAACGUACCCUUUGGAGGAUACAAGAUGAGCGGCAUUGGGCGAGAGCUUGGAUCUGCCGGCGUCAAGGAAUAUUGCAGUGAGUGAUCCAUAUUUUGCCGCUCUGGUUGGAGCUCCUGGUGCGAGAGCAUCGACAUCGGCAUCGGCAUCGGCUUCGUCGGCGACUAGGCGGCGGCGGUGCACAUGUCCGAGCUCGACCACCAAGCGCUCAAUUGGCGCCGCUUGUUCGGGCUCUACUGAGCCUCCCGCUCUCCAUUAUUCGGAUGUUGAUCACUUGCGAGACUUGGACGCUAGCUUUUCAUUCUGUGCCUGACUCCUUUUGCUUGAGUACUUUUCUUCUCCCUUAGUCAUCAAGAGUAUCCACCAUAACAUCAGCGAAGAGAUGGUAAGUAAUGUUUCUGUGAUUUUUUCGGACACCCCGGCGCGCGUCUAUACACAUAUGUCUGACGCACGGACAUCUCCGAUCCCCGGCCUCUUCUUUCGUCGUCGGGCAGCCAUGGCCUGUCUAA
Messenger RNA from Microbotryum saponariae, 2829 nucleotides. NCBI's taxonomy places the organism in Eukaryota, Fungi, Basidiomycota, Microbotryomycetes, Microbotryales, Microbotryaceae. The record is from the annotation of a GenBank genome assembly.